This is a messenger RNA of Acyrthosiphon pisum (pea aphid), 1075 nucleotides long. RefSeq lists its product as uncharacterized. The annotation marks the transcript as partial. Lineage: Eukaryota; Metazoa; Arthropoda; Insecta; Hemiptera; Aphididae. The transcript has a single exon. The record is from RefSeq and is a predicted model, not a curated record.
AUGGUUAAUCCGGGUGAGCAAGACAGUGCGCGUGACAAUAGAGUGUUACAACGAACUAAAACUAUAGCCUUGGUAGCUCGGGAAAGCACUGUUACUCGAAUUAACUCAAUCGCCGAGUUGGCGAAAAAGGUCGAUAAAUCUCUCGAUUUAAUUCCACAGUUUUUAGCAGCUGCUGAGGAUCUUGACUCGCUGUGGGAAACCUUUGUUAGUCAAAAUGCGGCUGUACUAGAAGCUCUACUGGAUCUAGAUGAAUCGCAUACGUAUUCUACUUCACUCGAGGCCGAAGUCCGUUCGACUUACAUGGGUGUGGUAAUUGUAGUGGAUAAAUAUAGAGCCCCUCGGGCUACGGAAUCCAGUGUUGUAAAUGAGGGUAGUCGUUCCGGAUCCGUGGACGGCAGUACAUCUAUUAUAGCUGGUCUACCAUCGGGGGUUCGUUUGCCAAAAAUUCCUCUACCAUCCUACAGCGGUGAUCUCUGUGGAUGGCCCGUGUUCCGCGAUCAGUUCAACAUACAAAUCAUACGAGAGGAAUUGCCAAAAAUAGUGAAGUUUUAUUAUCUACUCGGAUGUUUACAGGGCGAUGCGCGCCAGUCCAUUCAAAACAUUGUGGUAUCUGAAGCCACGUUUGAUCUCGCAUGGUCCACGUUGAUCGAUAAGUAUGAUAAACCUAGGCAACUCGCCACUCUUAUCGUUGACAAAGUUUUUUCUAUUCCUGCACAAUCCCAAGAGUCGUUAGAGGGAUUGAGAGAAUUCUUAGUGGUAUUUUCGGACCAGAUAGCCAUGCUCAAAUCAUUGAACAUUCCAGAUUUAGGCGAAUUCUUAUUAUUUGCGCUGUCGGCUCGUUGCCUUCCCAUAUCCACUAGAAAGGGUUUUGAAGCUAUUAAUAAUAACGAAUUUCCUUGUGUAUCCGACAUGGUCAAGUACGUUAAGGAUCGUGUGUCUCUUCUCGAAGCUGUCAGUUUCUCUGGUGGCCCAUCUCGUCAAGUUACUAGUUCAGAUAAGAGUAAAACCGUAUUAAGUCGUCAAAACGAUAAGAAGUCGAAGGUCACUCUAUUAACGUCCAAGCCUUCAGACAGUG